AUGGUUGGAAAUGAAUUUGAUAAAGUUAUAAAAGAUAUGAAAGAGAUAACUAUCGGUGAAAGUGACGAUAACAAAAAGGAAGAUAUUGGCAUUUCUGGUGAAGAGCUGAUUGCUGAACAAAAGAGACAAGCAGCUAUGGAAAAAGAACGAAAAGAAAGACAAGCUAAGGUACAAAAAGAACGUGAAGAAGCAAGACAGAAAAUUCGUGAUAAAUAUAAUAUCAAGAAGAAAGAUGAGGUUGUCACUUCAGCUCAUGGAAAAACGACGACAACAACGACAUUGAAUGAAAACAAAGCAAGAGAAGUACAUCAUGCAUCAAAUGCAGAAGAUCAGGGUUUCGAUCCAAUGAAAAUGACGACAAAUGUGUUUGAUAAUUUAAAGAAAAAAUUCGGAUGGAAAUGA
This is a messenger RNA of Rotaria sordida, 402 nucleotides long. The record is from the annotation of a GenBank genome assembly. NCBI's taxonomy places the organism in Eukaryota, Metazoa, Rotifera, Eurotatoria, Philodinida, Philodinidae.